AUGAAAUAUUUACAAUCGGCAAUGGUUUUCGACACUUCAUCACCAUCGGAUAGUUCAUCAUCAACCGAUCGAGUUCUUUCACUCGAUUGCAUGUUUGAUUCAUCACAUUCAUCUGCCAUCGAGCUUCCAUUAUCUGAUGAACGUGAAUUAUCACAAAUUGAAGCCGUAAAUAAACAACAACAACAACAACAACAUCAUCAUCAACAACAACAACAACCAUCAAAAUGGAAAAUGAUGUCAAAACGUCGACAAAGUUGUACAAAUGAUAUGUAUGUAACAGCCAGUCGUUAUCAUCGAUCAAAACCAACGGCAACAUUAAAUAAUUUAUCGUCAUUAGAUGAAACAUUAACAUCAUUUCAUAAUAAAUUAUCUACUGAUGAUAUGAAAUAUUUUCCAAAUCAAUCGGCUUUAAUAACAACACGUCGUUCAACAACUGAUUGUAAUAAUUUAACAAAUAUUCAUCGACAAACAUUAGAACAAACAAAUAAUACAUUAUUAACAAUUGUCGAUGAAGAAUCAAGAGAUUCAAUUUGGUUAACUUCAGAUGAUCAUCAUUUAUUAGUACCUGCAUCAAGAUCUUCACAUGAUUCUACACCAUCUUUAUCUAUGUUUUAUUCUGAUCCAUCAAUGACAUCAUGUUCAUUGGUUUCGUCUUUCAAUUCAAAUUCGAACAGUAAUGAUCUUCACGAAUCAUCAUCAUCAUCAUCAUCACAAUAUUCAUCAUCUGUAUCAUUCUUUAAUGAUCUAUCUGAAACACCCAAAACUCUUUCAUUAUCAUCAUCAUCUGGUUAUGAAUCAAAUAUUCCGACAUCAAAUUUAUCAAUAAAUUCAAUACCUGAUCAUUUAUUUCUUUCAUCACCAGAUUCAAUCAUGAUGCCUCCACCACCAUUACCAAUAUCAUCUCAAAAACUUCCAAUUAAUUCUGAUCGUAAUCUUGUUGAACAAUUUAUUGAUUUACAUUUACAAAAACAAACAUCAUUUGAUCAAGAUGUUGUUUAUUCACCUCCAUCAUCACUUAGUUCAUCAUCAAGUUCAUUUCUAUCUCAAACACCAAUAUCAACUAUGAAUUCACCUAUUUGUUGUCGUAAAUGUGUAAAUAAUGAUGA
Rotaria sordida is the source of this 1106-nucleotide messenger RNA. NCBI's taxonomy places the organism in Eukaryota, Metazoa, Rotifera, Eurotatoria, Philodinida, Philodinidae. The record is from the annotation of a GenBank genome assembly.